Trypanosoma rangeli is the source of this 1977-nucleotide messenger RNA. RefSeq names its product putative trichohyalin-like. Lineage: Eukaryota; Euglenozoa; Kinetoplastea; Trypanosomatida; Trypanosomatidae. Bases 1 to 1977 code for a protein of 658 amino acids. The record is from RefSeq and is a predicted model, not a curated record. The transcript has a single exon.
AUGAAGCCGCGGGAUCUAUGGGAACUUAUGACCGACAUUGUCACCCAGUGCCUUCAGGACUCUCUCACAGACUCACCCGAGCUAAUGCUUGACGACGCCUUAGAGAACUGCCCGUCCCUUUCUGAGGAAGAGGAGGCGCUGGUUCGUGAAGCAGUCAUGGGUACCCUGCACUUUGAAAAGGUCUCGGAGGGCAUGGUAAGAGGCUACCGUGAUUGCAUGCGUCACAUCGUGACCAAUAGGUGUUCCAUGUAUCUCGUGGCAUAUAUGAUGAUUUUCCAGUACACCGUGCUGGGUGGCCAUCGCAUACGUGAACUUUUCUAUCGCUGCACAACCACACCGCGUCUCGUUGAGUAUCUAGAGUACAUGCUGGACCCAGAGAGUCUCAUGGAAUACUCCAAUCCAUACUGGAGUCAUCACUAUGAUAUGAAUUUUAUCACGAAUAGUAUCUUCCGGCCUUUACUAGAAAUUACUCCCCGCGUGCGCGAGGACGUUAUUGAGUGGCUCCUGAACAAAACGGCUGCUCGGGUCGUGCGAGUCGAUGAGUCGGAGGAUGUAAAGUACCCAACCACCCGAACCGUGGCGACGCAACCACCGCGGGUGACGAGUGCCCCUGAAGAGCAUCCGGGCAAACUCCCACCCGAGGAGGUGCGAGCGAUGUUGUACACCAUUCCCGAGAAGCGACCUCCACGUAUAGACUACAGAAAGCCACCACAAAACGUCGCCAGGUACAGACGCAGCCCGACUGAGCCAAUUGGUUUUAGUUUCCUAAAUCGACAACCGCGGCAGAAUAAGGUGAUCGAAGAACCACCCGUGUGCCACGCCGAGCCUCCCCACUCGUCUCGGGAAGAGCUGCGGCAGAUGCUUGCGAAACCUGUUACCGUGCGUAUGACAGCCGCUGCCGUUCGAAGAGAGGCGCAGACGUACUUGAAACAAAUGGAGGAGCAGAAGAGGUCUCUUGAGGAGAUGGAGGAGGCUCUGCAUAACUCCCGGGACUUUGAGGAGUGGCAACGCCAAGAAAAGACACGCGAGGCUCAACGGCUCAAGGUUCAGUUUUUGAAUCGCAAGGCCCAAAUUGAGGGUGUCAGUGACAACGUUUUGCAAAGGCGAAGAAGAGUGGAGGAGAUGAAUCGCGUUGUGUCCUCCCAGGUGCGGGCGGAUCUUGUCUUGCAGUUGGGUUCCUUGGCCGUAGCGAAGGAGCACAAGGCCGCUAAGCAACACAAACAAGCUUCUAAACUUCGUCGGGAGUUGGAAGAAAGUCGAAGGAGGGCUAUCGAGCAGGCCCAGCGAGACCGCCUCUCUGCUGCCGCGGAUAUCAAGGCAGAGACCAAGCAACUGCGGGAAGAUGCACUCGAAGAGGAGGAGCGAGUGAGAACGCAACGUCUCAUCCUCAUCCAAGAGAUUCGCCAGCUUCGGGAGCGCAAUCGUCAAAGACGGGCGGAAAUGCAUGAGAAAAACAUUCGUCUUCAGGACGAAAGUCCUGAAGAUUCUGCGUAUGGUGGAAUGUGUGUUACUGCAUUGCGGGAAAAGCUUCGCCAGGCAAAGGAGGAGAGUGAUCGGUUGGAAGAGGAGAGACGGAUGCGAUUUGCUGCUGCGCGACAGCAGGAACGUGAAAAAAUAGAAGCUCUCCGUGCCGUGUGCGCCAACUGGCGCCAAAACACGCGCCGCGCAAGGGAGGAAGAUCUGAAGAGCAAAGAGCAGGAGGCAGCGAAGCUGAAGGCGAGGAAGAGCGAGGAGGAGGCGCAGCGAGCUCUUCAGAUGUGCGAUGCUUUGAAGCAAAAGCGCAAGGACCGACGGAGGGAGUUUACCGCCCUCAGGGCUGAGGAACGUAGACGCAAUAACGAGCUGUUGCUCCUCGCCAAGGGCGCCUCAUACAUUGAGGAGAAACACUGGUCGCAGCAGGAACUCGGUGUUAUCAACCGUCUUACGGUCGCCCAGAAUAAGGAGUUACGCUCGGGCUUUCGGCAGCCACUGUCCUGA